This is a messenger RNA of Haemonchus placei, 1659 nucleotides long. The record is from the annotation of a GenBank genome assembly. Lineage: Eukaryota; Metazoa; Nematoda; Chromadorea; Rhabditida; Trichostrongylidae.
AUGAGCACGAGUUCCAGUUUUGUCGUGGCCAAACGUUUUGUCCUCUUCUGUCCACCAAAGAUUAUCCUGAGAUGCUCCAUUGAAAGGAUUAGGCUGAAAUACUCGGAUUUUACUGGUUUCUACCAGAUCAUGUCAUCGUUCAGCGAGGCAAUGCACAGAAAGCAUCUUGUGAGCGACUUCCUGCCGGUUCUUGGAGCAGAUCUUCCUGAACGCCUAAAAGACGGAGGAAUGAUGUGCCUGGAUGUCGGAAAGGAUGACGGUCUAACGUUCGACAAUUUGGCCUUUAUACAAAUGAAUGCUGGCGAGAUGGACGCUGACUGGACAAACAAAUUCGACGUAGUGACGAUCUUUGACGCUUGCCACGAUCAAAUGAGACCUGACUUGUGUCUCAAGGAGAUCUACCGAGUUCUAAAACCAGGAGGUAUUUUUGGAAUGUUGGAGAUAAAAGGAUCGUCAAACGUGUACACCGACCGAAAGGAGAUUGGAGAGCUUGCUGCACAUAUGUACGGUUGUUCAGUACUCCAUUGCCUUCCAGUAGGCAGUAAUUCACCAGCCAUAAUUAAUUUUUCGGCUUCUCGUACGGUAGCAGCUGGUCUGGUCCUAGUUUCACCUUCUUACUCUGCUAGCUAUUACUGCUGCUUCUUUGACUCUGAAUUUCGCACUCUUACAUUGGCAUAUAUAGAAACUAAUUCAGAUGCUCUCGGACUUGGAACGAUGUGGGGAAAAGAAAGGGCCAAGAAUUUACUCAGGCAAGCUGGCUUCACGAAUAUCAACAUCGUUCCCACAACGAUUUUCCCUGUUAAUGACUUCUAUCAAAUUGGCAUCCACGGAACGAUAUCGGCCAUCAUUGCAUUAGGCUACGAAUUACAUCUGUUUGAAGCGUUGGCUAAAGUCGGCAGUGAAGAGAAGCCUGCAACACCAAAACAGGUGGCCGACGAAAGUGGAUGCAAGGAAAGAUAUGUGAAAGAAUGGCUGUCGGUGAUGGCGACAGGCGAGAUCAUCGAAGUCAACGAAGAGGAGAAAUUCUGGAUACCAAAGGAACACGUUGCGGAUCUUACGUCUGGCGUGGCUUUGCAAAUGAAUCUGUUUCUUCCGUUACAUCUCAAGAGUUACGACAGCUUAUGUGCAGUAUUCAGAAAGGACGGUCCACUCGGGCUGAAAUACUCAGAUUUCACUGGUUUCUACAAGAUUAUGUCGGAAUUCAGUGAGACCUUACACAAGAAGCACCUCAUCAGCGACUUUAUACCAGCUCUUGGAUCAGAUCUGCCAGCACGUCUGAAAGAUGGGGGUCUGACGUGCCUGGAUGUUGGAUGUGGGAACGGUUUCCAUGCUGCACAUCUGGGCGAUGGUAUAUACGUAGAAGCUGGGGAAGGUUCACAGUUGCAUAUUUCAGCUCAACAUUUUCCGAAUUCCAAGUUUGUUGGCAUCGAUGUAACCUCGGAAGCGGUGAAUCAGGCUAAUCAACGAAGGAAAGAUGAUGGGCAAGCGUUUGACAAUCUAACAUUCAUUCAAAUGGACGCCGGGAAGAUGGAUCUCAGUUGGUCGAAUAAGUUCGACAUGGUGACGAUAUUCGAUGCCUGUCAUGAUCAGAUGAGGCCUGACUUGGUGAGCCACUGCUUAUGCUUUAUUAAAUCUCCCUAUCGUCCCACACAGCUCUAA